This is a messenger RNA of Linum trigynum, 3179 nucleotides long. The record is from the annotation of a GenBank genome assembly. Lineage: Eukaryota; Viridiplantae; Streptophyta; Magnoliopsida; Malpighiales; Linaceae.
CAUACAACCAAUUCUUUUCUGUCUCAAAAACAAUCUUUCUCCCAACUCUGCAUAUCCAGGAAGAAGAACGUCUGCUUCCAAUGCAAACCUCGUAGCCUUUUCUUCUCAUCAUCAUCUCCCUCCUUUACGGUGGCCGGAUUGCCACAGCCGGCCGGUGAUCGAGUCAUAGCUAUAACGAGAUCGAAAUGGAGACAACGUCGAUAAACGAAGUGCCAAUCAAUACAACGACAGGGCUACCAUUCAAGAACAUCGUCAACCUCACCGGAGCUUGCUACGAGCAUGUCACGGUUUACACCCCUGGAAUAUGGAACAGUGAAUAUGGAGAAUCCAUUCUUGAACAUGCUUUCUAUCGUUUCAGCGUUCAAUUGCUUCUCAUGUUCUUCCUCUCCCAUUCCAUGCACUUCUUCCUCAAAUACUUGCACAUGCCCCGAAUCACCUCCGAAAUCAUGACAGGCAUACUUCUCGGACCAUCUGGGUUCGAGAAGUGGUUCCCAAACGAGGCCAAGCUGGUCUUCCCAGCCUCCCCCAACCAAAUCAUGGCAGCACUCUCCAAAAUCGGCUACGUCUUCUUCGCAUUCCUUGCGGGAGUAAAAAUGGACCCAUCUUUGGUCCAACAAUCCGGCAAGAAAUCCGUCUUUAUGGGGAUCCUAAUCUUCAUCUUCCCCUUCACAAUGGUUCACACCAUCACCAUGAGCUUCCGGCCCGAGUUCCGGCCCUCGAACCAGCUCUCGAUCGGGAUCUACAAAGGCGUUGGGAUCGUGCUCGGCGCCAUCACCACGAGCCAGUUCGUGGGCGUGAGCCACCUCCUAAACCAGCUGCGGAUCACCAACUCGCAGCUGGGCCACUUGGCGCUGGCCAGCACGCUGGUCAGCGAGCUGCUCCGGUUCGCCUACUCAAGCAUGCUGGGCUACAUGGAGGCCAUGCUCUUCAUAGCCCGGCGGGCCGGGGUCCAGGCCAUAAUUUUCUCCAUGAUGCUGGUGGCCUUCAUAGUCGUGGUCCUGAGGGGCCUGGUUUUGUGGUCCAUUAGGAACACACCGCAGGACCGGCCCAUGAAGGAGAUCUACAUAACGUUUGUGGUGGGCAUGAUUCUGACGUUGGCUUCGGUUGGGGAUACGGUGGGCAUGUACUAUCUGUUUGGGCCUUUCUUAUUGGGCCUGGUGAUUCCGGCUGGGUCACCGCUGGCGACGAGCCUGAUAGCGAAAGUUGAGACGCCGGCGGCGGGGAUCUUUGCGCCGAUCAUGGUCAUGUUCUGCUCCACGUCGCUGGAUUUGGUGAAAUUCUUGAGGAACUAUGCCAAGGUGCUGCCGUUUAGGAUAUCGUUGAUUGGGUAUUUCUUGAAGCUGGGUUUCACGUUCGUUGUGGCGCUUGGGUUUGAGCUGCCGGUUAGGGAUGCUGCGGCUUAUACACUCAUCGUCAAUGCUAAGGGUAUCCUUGAAAUUGGCGUGCUUCUCAGCUUUGGCAACCUUGGGAGCAGGCAACUGGAGAGUACCUCCGCCAUUUUCCUGAUAUUCAUCCUCGCAAGCAUCGCCCCACCAAUAAUCAGGCUCCUCUACGACCCUUCCAAGCAGUACAUUGGUUACAAGAGAAAGUGCCUCCAAUACGCACCGGAUAACGCUCCGCUCCACAUCCUAGCCUGCGCCCACAGGCAAGACGACGCCGUAGCGGUCAUCAAAUUCCUCGAGUUCUCCAACCCAACAAGACAAAGCCCACUCACCGUCUACGGGCUCUGCCUGGAGGAGCUCAUCAGCAGCUUCACCCCGCUCCUCGUCAACCACCAGCUGGGCCAGAAAAAGUCCACAACAAAAGCCCGGCCCAGAUCCCACAACAUCCUCGACGUCUUCAACUACUUCGAGUCCCAGUUCGGGAGCAACAAGCUGGCCACGGUCCACACAUUCACCGCCAUCUCCUACUUGAAGCAGAUGCACGAGGACAUCUGCUCCCUCGCCUUCCACAAGGCCGCUUCCCUAAUCGUGCUCCCGUUCCACAACAAGUGGAACGGGAGGGGCCACAUGGUCUGCGGCAGCGAGGACCUGAGGCACCUCAACCUCAACGUUCUGGAUAGAGCCCCCUGCUCCGUGGCCAUCCUGGUGGACCGCAGGAUGGCCAUGGGGCUCUCGUCCAUGUUCGUGACGUCCGCGGUGUACCGCGUCACGGUCCUGUUCGUCGGUGGGUCCGACGACAGGGAGGCCCUGGCCCUGGCCAUGAGGAUGGCCGGGAGCCCCAGGGUGCACCUGACCGUGGUGCAGUUCAUUGUGGACGUCCAGGACGAGACGGUCGUGGAUCGGUGGGAGGCGAUGCUCGAUGCCGAGGCUCUGAGGGUUGUGAAGCUCGAGAUGCCGACGAAUUCGAACGUAAAGUUGGUGGAGGAGCGCGUUAGGGACGGUUCCGACACCUCGGGUAUCGUGAGGGAGAUGGGAGAUAACGUUGACCUAGUGGUAGUGGGGAGACGACACGACACGGGGUGUCAAGCCCUGUCAGGGCUCGCUCAGUGGAUGGAGGUGCCUGAACUUGGACCGUUGGGGGACGUGUUGGCGUCUCAGGAUUUUACGGCGGCUACAUCGGUGCUUGUGAUCCAGCAACAAAUUAUGAAAGCCAGUCAUAGUAGCAUUUUGAACUAACUUAAUGUUGUGACUUUUAGAUGAUCAUAAUCAAGAACAAAUCAGUUUGUAACCGCUACUUAGUCAUGCUAUUAUCUAAACGUUGCAAGUCCUUUGGAGGAAUGUUUUGUAAAUCGAAUAGGUCCAGAUUUUGUAUACUUCACACAAAUUAACUAAUGAGACCCUGUUGGAAUAGUCAGUAUAUAAAAUUUGUUUAGGUAGACUUUCUAGAUGGGAAUAUCUUCAUUGUUACCAUUACAUACCAUUCAAGAUGGGGAUGAUGUACAUCAUCCAAACUUCAUCAAUACUGCAUUUUUUUCGAAGCUCCCAUAUGAAGAACAAAAACAAGAUUUUAGAGUAGAGUUUAGGAAUGAUAAUGGCUUGACUCAUAAUUGUGAAAGUUAACCCAAUUGUCAUAUGACUCAUGUUGUAAUGGUUUGCACCCACACGGAACCAUAUAUACUUCUUAUGCUUUUGGGUUGAGUUGGAAUUGGAAUUGGCUCCAAUUUGGAUCAAGUCAUUUGCCGUAUCAAAAUUGUUCUAUUUGAGUUCAGAUGAUGAUAAAAAAAGAACAAUCUCAAU